AAUGUGCUGGCCAAAGCCCUCUAUGACAAUGUGGCUGAGUCCCCGGAUGAGCUGUCCUUCCGCAAGGGCGACAUCAUGACGGUGUUGGAGCGGGACACACAGGGCCUGGAAGGCUGGUGGCUCUGCUCUCUGCACGGACGCCAAGGCAUUGUGCCCGGGAACCGCCUCAAGAUCCUCGUGGGCAUGUAUGACAAGAAGCCAGUCGGGUCUGGCCCUGGCCUGCCCACCACCCCAGUGCAGCCUGGCCUCCAUACUCCUGCACUGGCACCAGCCUCUCAGUACACAUCUAUGCUGCCUGCUGCUUACCAGUCCUCGCCGGAGAGUGUUUACCUGGUGCCCACCCCGGGCAAGGCUCAGCAUGGCCUGUACCAAGCUCCUGGGCCCAGCCCACAGUUCCAGUCACCUCCAGCCAAGCAGACGUCCACGUUCUCAAAGCAAACACCCCAUCACCCAUUUCCCAGUCCAACCCCAGACAUCUACCAGGUGCCCCCAGGACCCAGCAGCCCCGCCCAGGAUAUUUACCAGGUGCCUCCUUCAGCUGGAAUGGGACAUGAUAUCUACCAGGUCCCCCCAUCCAUGGAUGCGCGCAGGGAGGGGACAAAGCCACCAGCAAAGGUGGUGGUGCCCACCCGCGUGGGGCAGGGCUAUGUGUAUGAGUCCGCUCAACCCGAGCAGGAUGAGUAUGACAUCCCACGUCACCUGUUGGCCCCAGGACCCCAGGAUAUCUAUGAUGUGCCCCCUGUUCGAGGACUGCUUCCUAGCCAGUAUGGCCAAGAGGUGUAUGACACGCCCCCCAUGGCCAUCAAGGGCCCCAAUGGCCGGGAUCCAUCGCUGGACGUGUAUGAUGUGCCCCCCAGUGUGGAGAAGAGCCUGCUACCUUCUAGCCACCAUCUGGUGUACGAUGUCCCUCCAUCUGUGGGCAAAGAUGUGCCUGACGGGGCACUGCUGCGUGAAGAGACGUACGAUGUGCCCCCGGCCUUCGCCAAGGUCAAACCCUUCGACCCGGCCCGCCACCCUCUAGUUCUUACUGCACCCCCACUGGAGUCGCCGCCGCCUGACGAUGUGUAUGACGUGCCCCCACCUGCUCCUGACCUCUAUGACGUGCCCCCUGGCCUGCGAAGGCCUGGCCCCAGCACCCUCUAUGACAUCCCUCGUGAGCGGGUGCUCCCACCCGAGGUGACCAAUGGCAUCAAGCCCGAUGAUGGUGUGUACGCAGUGCCCCCCACAGCAGACCGUGAGGCCCCAGCAGAUGCUAAGCGCCUGUCGGCUUCGAGCACGGGCAGUACACGCAGCAGCCAGUCAGCAUCCUCCCUGGAGGUGGCAGGGCCGGGCCGGGAACCCCUGGAGCUGGAGAUGGCUGUGGAAGCCCUGGGCCGCCUGCAGCAGGGUGUGAGCACCACCGUGGCCCACCUUCUUGACCUGGUGGGGGCCGGGAGCUGGCGCAGCACCUCUGAGCCUCAGGACCCCCCUGGGCAGGACCUGCGGGCUGCUGUGGCCGCCGUCCAGGGGGCUGUACAUGAGCUGCUGGAGUUUGCCCGCAGUGCCAUCGGCAACGCUGCCCACACUUCCGACCGUACACUGAACGCCAAGCUCAGUCGGCAACUGCAGAAAAUGGAGGACGUGCACCAGGCGCUCGUGGUACAUGGCCAGGCCCUAGACAGCAGCCGGGGAGGCCCGGGGGCCACUGCCGAGGACCUGGACCGCCUAGUGACUUGCUCCCGGGCCGUGCCCGAGGACGCCAAGCAGCUGGCCUCCUUCUUACAUGGCAAUGCCUCGCUACUCUUCAGAAGGACCAAGGCCCCAGCCACAGGGCCUGAGGGGGGUGGCGCCCCGCAUGCCAACCCUACUGACAAGGCGUGUAGCAUUCAGUCACGGCCUCUGCCCUCACCCCCGAAGUUUACCUCCCAGGACUCGCCAGACGGGCAGUAUGAGAACAGUGAGGGCGGCUGGAUGGAGGAUUACGACUAUGUCCACCUGCAGGGGAAGGAGGAGUUUGAGAAGACACAGAAGGCGCUCCUGGAGAAGGACAGCAUCAUGAGGCAGGGGAAGGGCCUUCUGGAGCUGCAGCAGCUAAAGCAGUUUGAGCGACUGGAGCAGGAAGUGUCUCGGCCCAUCGAUCACGACCUGGCCAACUGGACAGCCUCCCAGCCCAUAGUCCCAGGGCGGACAGGUGGCCUGGGGCCCUCAGACCGGCAGCUGCUGCUCUUCUACCUGGAGCAGUGCGAGGCGAACCUGACCACGCUGACCAAUGCAGUGGACGCCUUCUUCACUGCUGUGUCCACCAACCAGCCGCCCAAGAUCUUCGUAGCGCACAGCAAGUUUGUCAUCCUCAGUGCCCACAAGCUGGUGUUCAUUGGGGACACGCUAUCGCGACAGGCCAAGGCGGCUGACGUGCGCAGCCAGGUGACUCGCUACAGCAACCUGCUGUGUGACCUCCUACGCGGCAUUGUGGCCACUACCAAGGCCGCUGCCCUGCAGUACCCGUCACCUUCUGCUGCCCAGGACAUGGUGGACAGGGUCAAGGAGCUGGGUCAUAGCACCCAGCAGUUCCGCCGAGUCCUGGGCCAGCUGGCAGCUGCCUGA
Molecule: messenger RNA, 2583 nt
Organism: Chrysochloris asiatica (Cape golden mole)
Lineage: Eukaryota; Metazoa; Chordata; Mammalia; Afrosoricida; Chrysochloridae
Gene: BCAR1
Product: breast cancer anti-estrogen resistance 1
Exons: 6
Coding region: 76-2583 (835 amino acids)
Biological process (GO): cell surface receptor protein tyrosine kinase signaling pathway; cell migration
Cellular component (GO): focal adhesion; plasma membrane; cytoplasm
Molecular function (GO): protein binding
Source: RefSeq, a predicted model, not a curated record